Messenger RNA from Penicillium angulare, 1215 nucleotides. RefSeq names its product purine-nucleoside phosphorylase. The transcript has 2 exons. The coding region runs from base 1 to 1215 and encodes 404 amino acids. Gene Ontology annotation, molecular function: catalytic activity. The record is from RefSeq and is a predicted model, not a curated record. Gene Ontology annotation, biological process: nucleoside metabolic process; transmembrane transport. Gene Ontology annotation, cellular component: endoplasmic reticulum. NCBI's taxonomy places the organism in Eukaryota, Fungi, Ascomycota, Eurotiomycetes, Eurotiales, Aspergillaceae.
AUGCGGCUCCCUAGAGCUAGUUUGAUCACGUCCCUAAUUCUGGGCAGCGGCACGUUCAGUGCCGCCGUGUCCCCAGUCCCAUCACACGGUCGCGAUGGAAAGUUUACUCCCAAAGUCUUCAUUGUCUCAAUGUUCUCGCCUGAGGCUGAAAUUUGGUGGGGAAUUCCUGAAUUCAACCUGCUUGCACACAAUAUUACUAUUCCGGGUCUUUCGCCUCUCUUUCCUGACGUACACUGCACUGAGGAUUAUGAGAUAUGCCAGUUGAUUACAGGUGAGGCUGAAAUAAAUGCUGCAACCACCGUCAGCACGGUCGCUUUCUCGUCUCUUUUCGACCUCACCCACACCUAUUUUCUCAUUGCGGGAAUUGCAGGUGUAAAUCCAGAGCGAGCAACAACAGGCUCCGUUACAUUUGCCCGGUAUGCUGUCCAGGUUGCUCUGCAGUAUGAAAUCGACAUUCGAGAACUACCAAACACUUACCAGACUGGAUAUUUCCCCCAGGGGUCUGAUUUCCCCGGGCAGUAUCCGGGCAGUAUCUAUGGCACUGAAGUCUUCGAGGUGAAUACUGAUCUGCGUGAGAUCGCCGCAAAGUUCGCACGUCGUGCCAAUCUAUCGGAUUCGACAGCAGCUCAAACAUAUCGAGCAAAUUAUGCGACUUCAAAUGGAACAUUUAAAGCAGCUACCCUACCUCCCGCAGUUGUGGAGUGCGAUGUGGCAACUUCGGACGUUUACUACAGCGGAAACAUUCUGGGCAACACAUUUGACAACACAACGAAGUUGCUCACAAACGGGACAGGCGAAUACUGUGCGACUGCUCAAGAAGAUAAUGCAACCCUUGAGGUGCUUCUUCGUUCGUCAGCCGCUAAAUUGACCGACUUUUCUCGUAUCAUUGUCAUGCGCACUGCCUCAGACUUCGAUCGCCCUUAUCCAGGAUCUUCAGCGACUUACAAUUUGCUCUAUGCCGAUGGAGGUGGAUUCGAGACUUCAGUUGAGAACAUAUAUCUUGCCGGUGUCCAAGUCGUACAAGGAAUUUUGCACGAAUGGAAAUCGAAAUUUGCUGAGGGUGUACAACCACGCAACUAUGUUGGUGAUAUCUUUGGUACCUUGGGCGGAACACCUGAUUUUGGACCAGGGAGCGUUGAUACAUAUACCGAACUUGAAAGCGGAGGCUUGAAUCAGCGAAGAAGCCUUAACAAACGAUCACGACGCCACAGGUGA